Molecule: messenger RNA, 2011 nt
Organism: Odobenus rosmarus divergens (Pacific walrus)
Lineage: Eukaryota; Metazoa; Chordata; Mammalia; Carnivora; Odobenidae
Gene: FAM114A1
Product: family with sequence similarity 114, member A1
Exons: 13
Coding region: 1-1710 (569 amino acids)
Source: RefSeq, a predicted model, not a curated record
AUGUCUGACGAUGCUGGUGACACCUCAGCCACUAGAGACAAAGCAGAAAUUGCCAAGAUGCCCGAGAGUGAGUUUUCACCCAAAGGCACAGAAGCGCACUGUGAUUCAGCUAUGAUUUCAAAUGAGCCGACAGCAGCUGACGCCAGAGGAGAUGGGCAUGAAAAUGCCACCAUCCAGGGUGCAGAGACUACUGACACUGGGCAUCUUGAGCAGCCGCAACACACCAGUGCCACGGAGCCCGCCCUCAAUGGAGAAGUGACUGAGGAUGCACUUGCUGAAUGCAUUGACUCCGUCAGCCUCGAGGCAGAACUUGGAUCUGAAAUACCCCUGAAAGAACAGACUAAUCCGGUUGUGGAUUCGCCUUCCCAUGGAGGGGGAUGGGCAGGCUGGGGCUCCUGGGGCAAAUCUCUGCUCUCAUCAGCAUCUGCUACAGUAGGUCAUGGAUUGACAGCAGUCAAGGAAAAAGCAGGGGCCACCCUGCGGAUUCAUAGUGUAAAUUCCAGCUCUGCUGAAGGGGCCCAACCUGAUGCUGAAAAUGGAGUCCCUCAGACCCAUGUGGCCACAGAUCAGAGCUCUGGAGAAAGCCCACCCACUUCUCCUGCAUCCGGGUCUCGGGGCAUGCUGUCAACCAUCACCAACGUCGUUCAAAACACAGGUAAAAGUGUCUUAACGGGUGGUCUUGAUGCUCUGGAAUUCAUCGGCAAGAAAACCAUGAAUGUCCUUGCGGAGAGUGACCCAGGCUUUAAGCGGACCAAGACACUCAUGGAGAGAACCGUUUCCUUAUCACAGAUGUUAAGGGAAGCCAAGGAGAAAGAGAAGGAGAGACUGGCCCAGCAGCUGACGGCCAAGAGGACUGCCCACUAUGGGAUGCUGUUUGACGAGUAUCAAGGUUUGUCGCACCUGGAAGCUCUGGAAAUUCUAUCCAACGAAAGCGAAAGCAAGGUUCAGUCAUUUUUAGCAUCACUCGAUGGAGAGAAGCUGGAACUCUUAAAAAACGACCUAAUUUCCAUUAAAGACAUCUUUGCAGCCAAAGAAUUCGAGAAUGAAGAGAAUCAAGAAGAACAAGCCUUAGAAGAAAAGGGAGAAGAAUUUGCUAGCAUGCUUACAGAACUUCUCUUUGAAUUACAUGUUGCAGCCACGCCUGACAAACUCAAUAAGGCCAUGAAGAAAGCUCAUGACUGGGUAGAAGAAGAUCAGACUACGUUGUCCGUAAAUAUGGCGGAAGAGUUGGAGAACACUACAGAGGAAGAAAAGGAAGAGAAACCAGAAAAUCCCAUAGAAGACAAAAAGGAAGAAAGGAGAACUAAGACAGUUGAGGAAGUAUAUAUGCUGUCCAUCGAACGUCUGGCAGAAGUAACAGCACGCUGUAUAGAGCAGCUUCAUAAAGUAGCAGAAUUAAUUCUUCAUGGGCAAGAAGAGGAAAAACCAGCUCAGGACCAAGCAAGAGUUCUGAUAAAAUUAACUACUGCGAUGUGUAAAGAAGUGGCCUCCUUAUCAAAGAAGUUUACGAAUUCUUUAACCACUGUUGGGAGCGACAAGAAGGCUGAGGUCCUUAACCCCAUGAUCAAUAGUGUCUUGUUAGAGGGCUGCAACAGCACCACGUACAUCCAGGAUGCCUUCCAGCUGCUGCUGCCUGUGCUGCAGGUUUCACGUAUCCAGACAGGCUGUUCAGAAGCUCGGCCGGAACCUGGCCAGACUCCAUCUGGUUAAAGAGCAGAGCAGGCCACAUUGCUUUGGUAAUACCAUUUCCGGGGAUGUUUUCCACAAAUCUGGCCCCAGACGCCCCUUGGAGGACUCUACAGGCAAUUUUGCACGGACAGUCUGGAGAAUGCAAGUUGAGAGAGAGUAUCCUGUCUCUUAAUGUAUAUGGUGGUUUUACAAAUAGUUGUGUUUUCUUUAUGUUAAUUUAAAUUUACAUGGCUUUAUACUGAUAAUUGCCUUUCAUCUGAAGUUCAUUCACCAAUAUUCAUUUCCAUUUUCCUGGCCAAGCACGCUAUAUUUAGAAAUUCAU